Ceutorhynchus assimilis (cabbage seed weevil) is the source of this 318-nucleotide messenger RNA. The record is from the annotation of a GenBank genome assembly. Lineage: Eukaryota; Metazoa; Arthropoda; Insecta; Coleoptera; Curculionidae.
AUGCUGUUGUACCUAACCUUUCACAGACAACACGCCGUUGUGCCAGCAUUCGUACAUGCGACAAGGGCCGAGGAUAAUCAAAACAACACGGAACACAAUGCCUUAUUUUAUACUACAAUAAGCCUAGUAGUAAUAUUCAUCGUAUAUCUAACGUAUAAGAUAAUCCAAAACUUAAUAAAUAAACGAACGGCGACUGAAACAGAAAACACGGUGUAUACCCUAGAACUUAUCGAAAAACUGGAGAAUAAUGAAAUAAAAUGCAAGCUAAGCAAGCCAACACCAGUAACGACAAUAGUUGCUGACGAAGUCAAAGCCUGA